This is a messenger RNA of Nanorana parkeri, 1871 nucleotides long. RefSeq names its product dysbindin domain containing 1 (gene DBNDD1). Lineage: Eukaryota; Metazoa; Chordata; Amphibia; Anura; Dicroglossidae. The record is from RefSeq and is a predicted model, not a curated record. Gene Ontology annotation, cellular component: cytoplasm. Bases 331 to 822 code for a protein of 163 amino acids. Gene Ontology annotation, biological process: negative regulation of protein kinase activity. The transcript is spliced from 4 exons.
UGCCUCCAUGGAGCUGACAUGCCCACUUCACCAGUCUGGGCUCCAUGCCAGUGUCUCCUACACACACACACAGGCGCACACGUCUCUUGACACUCCGAGUCUCAUCUCCUCCUCAUCCCUCCCCUUCGCAGCCUCGCACUCCCUCUGUCUGCUCAUUUGCAAUGCGAGGCUCACUUAUCACACAGGCUCUCAGGCUGGGGAUGUGUGCCUGUGCUGCAGAACACCCAGCCUGCCGUAUGCUGCAAGGAGGAGGCUGUAUCUGAUGCUGCCCCCUGCCCUUUUUCUGCCUGCACAGCUCAAGGAGGGUACAACCCCUGGCUCAGUGUCUGGAUGGAGACCCAGCAAGGGCCUGAUGCUUCAGCCUGUGCAGAGCAGAGCAGAGAAGCAGGGAGCUCGGCUCUUUCUCCCCAUAGUGGCCCUUCAGAGGUGACUGUCGAGGAACCCCAACAUUCACCGGCUGUCGAAGAACAAUCCGGAAUCCUGGCACCAAAUUCUGGCCUUCUGCAGGUCACAGAAAGAAGACAGCCUCUGAGCAGUGUCUCCUCUCUUGAAGUGCACUUUGAUCUCCUAGACCUGACCGAACUCACAGAUAUGUCAGAUCAGGAACUGGCCGAAGUGUUCGCCGACUCUGAUGAUGAAAAUCCACACAAUGAGCCACUCCCAGGUCUACAGUUACCUCCUCUGCCACGUGCUGGGUAUCUACGCUCUCCAUCUUGGACCCGAUCACGCGCAGAGAGGGAGAAGAAGCAUCUCAGUGACUCAGAACUGCAAGGAGGCCUGCUGGACAAGUUUCUUGCUAUAGAGAGAUCCAAAGAGAAUUAAAAAACAAGCCUUUACCCCAACUCAAACUGGUCCCUGCUGCCCUCUUAUCAUUCAUAUCAGGGAACGGACCACAGAAAGUGCCAAGACCAUAGCUCUCAAAACUGAAUUAGCUACAGAGACCCUCGUGAUGCUGCCCAUAGACUUCACAGAGAAUAGAAUCUGGGUCCAGAGUCCUACUCCUAAUACUUCCUUGCAGCACAAGGAACCUUUAGUAGAGGAGCUGGAAGUAACGUGGACGAUCAGUAACUGCACUAGUAUAGGUGACAUUGUAAAAUGACCAGCUAUGUAAUAAGUUCAAUAGCAAGACAUCAGAGAACCGUAGUACAACCCAACCAAUGGAUUGUCCUUCAACACCAUUCCCUGCCCUAUGAUAUACUUGGUGCUCAGAGAUUGAUGACUACUCAAAGGAGAUCAUGUAAGAAGAAGCCAAGACUUAGUACUCAAAAAUGCUUUGUUUGGGUCUAUACCAGCAGAUGCAGAUUGGUAAGAAAGUAAAGAACCCAGCCCAUAAUGGUGGAACAUCCAUGAGAUCUGCCAUCAUGCCACCCCUCUCCCAAAAGACAAAAAGAGAGGAGCACACUUAAAGAUGGUAGUGCACAGCUUUUGGGACUAAUUCCAGUUGACAUAACGUCUUUCAUAAGCACAGAGUUCCCCCUGCAGCCUUAAGUACACCUCAUCUACCACAUCUUUAAAUACCUUUAACGGCCCCCUGCUGAGUCAAAGUCUUGCCACGAAACAUUUGUGGAUCGUGUUGGUGGUCAGAUGCAGUACAUAAGCAGUUUGUCAGAUAGUCCUCACAUCAUGUGAAAGAAGCAGCGUUCCAAUGUGUAUUCCAAAGUUCAGGUGACCACUUUCGUUUCGUUACUUUGGUGACACUUUUGCACUUUAAAAUCACAUGAAGUGGCUGCGCCCCACAGCGAAGAGAUUUCUCCUUCAAGGUCCCCUGCGAGGGGAGGUUCACGGCACUUAAGGGGUUUGUCGUUGAUGGUUUUAGAUGGUUCUGUUGUUUGCAACAUGUUGCAUUAAAUUAUUUCUCAACCACAAGAUUA